ACACUGGAAAAAUUUUGGAGUGCGGUUCUGUGGUGCAUGAUGUACUGGGAAAGGGAAAGAAUGGGACGGCGCACACUAUAUGUAGUUGUAGUCGUUCGCAGGAAAGUGUGGAAAGUUAAAGUCGUAGCCCUAUAGUAAUAGUGGGGCGAUGCCAAGCCAGAGGAAGAAAAGCGGGAAUGCCUCAGUCCAGGCAGAGGAUAAAAAGCAAACAAACAAACUGGGGAUCUGUUUUGUAUGUACAUUUCAAUUCGCUCUCCUUCUUCACAAAAUCGUAAUUCUAUACAACAGACAACAUACACGUCUCUCUAUACGUCUAAUCGCCCUUGAACUAACCCAGCGCCUGCGGAAUUUGAAACAGCCAUGGCAGAAACUAUAGCCUCCUCUAGCGCCCCUACAACAUCUGCUACGCCUACCACCUCGCCGCAGGUCUCCACAGAUGUAGAGUCCAGCGCUGCCGUGACCGCAUCAGAUACCUCGAUUGUACCUCAAAGCAGCUCCGUCACCACCACUUCUGAGUCUACCACAUCUACCACAUCUACCACCGAAUCGAGCACUGCUCCUUCAUCUGCAGAAUCCUCAACAGAUCCCAUCACAUCCUCGACUUCAACUUCCGCCUCUCAGCAGCCAUCAGUCGAACCUUCAAGUACAUCUUCCAGUCAAUCGGUCGAGCCCAGUUCCAUACCAAUCAGUUCCUCAUCAUCAAUCGAGCCUUCCACAAGUACCGAACCUAUCACAAGCACUGUAACAAGCACAUCGUCUUCUUCCUCCGAGGAUCCGACUUCAAGUACCUCUUCGUCUAGCGAUGCCACAUCUGCUAGUGAAAGGCAUUCUACCAGUGUUGUCGUUGUCACCGUGACAGAUUCUAACGGGUCAAUGCGUGUAACUGCGUCGUCGAUCGCGACGGGCGCAGCAACAGACACUGAGAAUUCAGGUAGUGGUACCAACAUCGGUGCCAUCGUCGGUGGUGUAAUCGGUGGUGUUGCUGGUCUCGCUAUCAUUCUUGCUUUGUUGUGGUUCUUUUGUAUCAGGCGCAGAAGAAACAACGAACAGGCAUUCGAUGAAAAGACUUUUGACCCUUCACGAGCGGCUCGCCAUUCUGUCAACGAUCCCAUGGACCUCUUGUCUCCAUCCGUCCCCGCGGUUGGCGGCGCUGCUUUUUCGGGUAACUCAACUCCUCGUGUCGAUCCUUUCCCCUUCCAAAAUGCUUCAUCUCCCGAAGACCAACCUUACGACCCUAUCUCUCAUGCUCCCAUGCGCAUGCCUGACGCCCGUGAUUACAUGGGUGGCGCUUACGAUCCAUAUGGUGGGAUGGAAGGCGGGUAUGGCCUUGCUGCUGGGGCUGGUGCCGGUAUUGGCGCCGGUUCUGCCGCUGACCACUACAACUAUGGUGAAAGUGCCCACAGCUCUAGCGACUAUCCCUCCAGCGUGAGCCCCACCCAGACUUCUGCGGCAAUGGCCAAGCAAAGAGAGGCUGCUGCGGAGCGACGAACGAGCAGGACGAGUAGUGGAUACAAUGUGCCGAGUGGCAGUGGUAACGGUCCCCAAGAAGUGAUUGGAAGCCCGGCGCCGUCAGAGACUGGUGGAAGGAGGGAGAGUGGGAUUAGUGAGGGGCGUACAUCCGUCUACCAACAUACUGAUAUGAAAUCCCUGCCUGACGAAGAAGAGGAGCAGUUAGAUGAAAUUCCUCCGGACUAUCAGUCCAUAUCUCGGCAAACCCAGUGAUAAGCACAAUUUCAGAGUGUUUGUCCCGCGGUAUUUCCGGCUCUUAUCUUUCUCUUAUCCUUCUAUAAUCGUAUUUUCUUUUUUACGUCGAUCAGUGGUAAUGUGGCAAUGACUAUGCCCGUUUACGUUCUUGGAUCAUUGCCAUAUCAUGCAACAUCUUCGUGUAAAUUUAUGUUCGGAACUUGUUUUUCGUUUGAUAUCCAUUCGCGAACUUGCAAUCCAAAAUCUUGGAGAUUUACAACGACAAUUGAUGAUACAUACAUGGCAUGUUAUCCUUUUAUUGUACAAUUCA
Messenger RNA from Cryptococcus deneoformans JEC21, 2014 nucleotides. RefSeq lists its product as hypothetical. The record is from RefSeq and is a predicted model, not a curated record. The coding region runs from base 361 to 1722 and encodes 453 amino acids. Lineage: Eukaryota; Fungi; Basidiomycota; Tremellomycetes; Tremellales; Cryptococcaceae. The transcript has 6 exons.